Haliotis rubra (blacklip abalone) is the source of this 1977-nucleotide messenger RNA. RefSeq lists its product as uncharacterized. The coding region runs from base 37 to 1452 and encodes 471 amino acids. Lineage: Eukaryota; Metazoa; Mollusca; Gastropoda; Lepetellida; Haliotidae. The record is from RefSeq and is a predicted model, not a curated record. The transcript has 12 exons.
GAACGUUCGAACGCCGCAGCAGACAACAGUGGAAAUAUGAUUCACAAUAACCAAACAGUAAACGCUUUUAAAAAGUGUAACAUCACUAUCUAUAACAAGGAGACAACAUCAGUUGUCAGAAGAGAGCAAGACAUACCAGUUGCUGACAGAUGUCCUGGUCCAAACCAAACGUCAAGUGGGGCUGUGGCAACGCCUCGGGAUUCAGAAAUGCAGGUUGCAGACUUUAAAGUCAAAGUAGAUGACAUACGUGACCAUGUAGAAACUUCAAAUGACAAAGUUAACAGGAUGGAACAACAACAUUCACUGCGCAAUAACGUCAGAAGUACUGGUGUUCAAGAGGAAGCUGAAACAAGUGUUCCAGCGGACCUACACAUGCAGUGUGGACAAACAGGUGGAGUUUCUGAACGUUCGAACGCCGCAGCAGACAACAGUGGAAAUAUGAUUCACAAUAACCAAACAGUAAACGCUUUUAAAAAGUGUAACAUCACUAUCUAUAACAAGGAGACAACAUCAGUUGUCAGAAGAGAGCAAGACAUACCAGUUGCUGACAGAUGUCCUGGUCCAAACCAAACGUCAAGUGGGGCUGUGGCAACGCCUCGGGAUUCAGAAAUGCAGGUUGCAGACUUUAAAGUCAAAGUAGAUGACAUACGUGACCAUGUAGAAACUUCAAAUGACAAAGUUAACAGGAUGGAACAACAACAUUCACUGCGCAAUAACGUCAGAAGUACUGGUGUUCAAGAGGAAGCUGAAACAAGUGUUCCAGCGGACCUACACAUGCAGUGUGGACAAACAGGUGGAGUUUCUGAACGUUCGAACGCCGCAGCAGACAACAGUGGAAAUAUGAUUCACAAUAACCAAACAGUAAACGCUUUUAAAAAGUGUAACAUCACUAUCUAUAACAAGGAGACAACAUCAGUUGUCAGAAGAGAGCAAGACAUACCAGUUGCUGACAGAUGUCCUGGUCCAAACCAAACGUCAAGUGGGGCUGUGGCAACGCCUCGGGAUUCAGAAAUGCAGGUUGCAGACUUUAAAGUCAAAGUAGAUGACAUACGUGACCAUGUAGAAACUUCAAAUGACAAAGUUAACAGGAUGGAACAACAACAUUCACUGCGCAAUAACGUCAGAAGUACUGGUGUUCAAGAGGAAGCUGAAACAAGUGUUCCAGCGGACCUACACAUGCAGUGUGGACAAACAGGUGGAGUUUCUGAACGUUCGAACGCCGCAGCAGACAACAGUGGAAAUAUGAUUCACAAUAACCAAACAGUAAACGCUUUUAAAAAGUGUAACAUCACUAUCUAUAGCAAGGAGACAACAUCAGUUAACAGAAGGGAGCAAGACAUACCAGCUGCUGAGAGAUGUCCUGGUCCAAACCAAACGUCCAGUGGGGCUGUGGCAACGCCUCGGGAUUCAGAUAGCUUUCCAAGUACUGGAACACUUGAACCCACGGUUUAGGAAGUUACUGAAAAGAUCGAUCGCAUGUCAUGUGGAGAUAUAAACCUAAAGGAAAACAAUCGCCUCAAAAUACAAUUGAUCGACAUCGGAAUGCCUUACCGAAUGAAAGCUAAACAAAAUAUUGAAAUAAUUGUGUCAUUUGCUGAAAACAAUCCAUCGAAACUUCGUAAAAUACAUUCCUUUCUGCACAUGAAACAUGUCAACAUUACAAAUUCUGUCGCUCCUUGUGCUAAACCAGUAAAAGACGUCAUUUCCCAUGCUGCAAACCCACUUUCUGUUGACGUUGAUCUGUCAAAAUUAGACAACUUGAAUGCAUCACUUCCGUUAUUAACAAAGCAGAGCGUGGACAAUAUUGUAUACAUAGCCAUAUUUCAACCAGAAACAGUGAUGGACAUAUCCAAAUUUCUGUUAGGUUACUUUUGAAGUUUACAGACAGAUUACUGUUACUUAGAAACUAAAGUUUAGGAUGAUUCAACUGUAUUCAUAAUGGUAAUCUGUAAUAAAUUAUUUGAAAUAAAGUUGGUA